Molecule: messenger RNA, 1766 nt
Organism: Juglans microcarpa x Juglans regia
Lineage: Eukaryota; Viridiplantae; Streptophyta; Magnoliopsida; Fagales; Juglandaceae
Product: 3',5'-nucleoside bisphosphate phosphatase-like
Exons: 5
Coding region: 166-1542 (458 amino acids)
Molecular function (GO): 5'-3' RNA exonuclease activity; 5'-3' DNA exonuclease activity
Source: RefSeq, a predicted model, not a curated record
UACCUCCUCUGCCUCCAGGUUCCCUUGAACUGUUGUCUAUACCUAUAGCCUAGAGGCGCUUGUACUCCAGAAACCGCACCCUGAUGGCCUGAUUACCAGAACUCCAUAAUCACGCACGGUUCCUCGGUUCUACUUCUCCCUUUGGGCCAAGAUAUCUCGAAAGCAAUGGCUGGAGACGCCCCCGUGCCUCAGACUAUCGGCAAUUCCAAUUGCAGUAGCUAUAGCUCGAAGAAACCGAAAGACAAAAAGAAGAAGAAGAAGAAGCGUGGUGGGAGCAAGAAGAAGAUGACCGCAGAGCAGACUCUGGCUUUCAAGUCCGUCAGUGAAUGGGUGUUCUUGGAGCAGCCUUCUUCGUUGCCUUACUCUGCAGCGUCCUUUGUUGUCGAUGACUUUGGGGUGCAGAAAACUCUUGGAAAAGGAGGGGAGAAAUUGGUGUUCGAGUUCCAUUCCCACUCGAAAUUCAGUGAUGGGUUUAUGUCGCCUCUGAAGCUGGUCGAGAGAGCUCAUGGGAAUGGGGUCAACGUUCUUGCUCUGACAGAUCAUGACACAAUGUCAGGCAUCCCUGAGGCUCUAGAAGCUGCUCGAAGAUUUGGCAUUAAGAUAAUUCCAGGUGUUGAAAUCAGUACAAUAUUCUCUUCAAGUGUUGAGUCUGAAUUAGUCGAACCAGUGCAUAUCCUUGCAUAUUAUAGCAGCUGUGGACCAACAAGGUCUGAGGAGCUGGAGACGUUCUUGGCUAACAUAAGAGACGGCCGUUUCCUCCGUGCAAAGAACAUGGUUUUAAAACUGAACAAGCUUAAGCUACCUAUUAAGUGGGAGCAUGUUUCCAGGAUAGCAGGCAAGGGAGUUGCUCCCGGGAGAAUGCAUGUGGCCCGCGCUAUGGUUGAAGCAGGUUAUGUGGAAAAUCUGAAACAAGCUUUUGCUCGAUAUCUUUUUGAUGGAGGACCCGCUUACUCUACGGGAAGUGAGCCUCUUGCUGAGGAAGCAAUACAAUUGAUAUGUAAAACAGGAGGUAUGGCUGUGCUAGCACAUCCAUGGGCAUUGAAAAAUCCUGCUGCCAUUGUCAGGAGGCUGAAAGAUGCUGGCCUUCAUGGGAUGGAGGUUUACAGAAGUGAUGGAAAACUAGCAGCAUACAGUGACCUAGCAGAUGCUUAUGGCCUUUUGAAGCUUGGAGGAUCGGAUUAUCACGGAAGAGGUGGGCAAGGCGAGUCUGAACUGGGAAGUGUAAACCUUCCAGUAUUGGCUGUUUAUGACUUCCUUGAGGUAGCUCGACCAAUUUGGUGUGCUGCCAUCAGGGACAUUUUAGAGAGUUACGCCGAAGAGCCUUCUGAUUCAAACCUUGCUGGGAUAAUGAGAUUUGGGAGGACCCGGAUUUUUAGAGGAGGUUCCCCCUUGAGUGGCGGCGAGGACUUGAUUGAUCGUUGCUUGUCUUUGUGGUUGACUAAUGAAGAGAGGCAAAACGUAGAGUUUGAUGCCAUCAGGUUGAAGCUUUCUCAUAUAUCUAUCAAUCAGGCAGGACUUCAGGUUCCUAUUGAGAGCAUAUAAUUCCGAGUUGUUUAUCUGUACUAAUUUUUCUCCUAGGACAUAAUAUUCGUCCAUCAAAUUCAUUUUCACCUCUCUAUGGUGGGUAGUUUUGACUUUUGCAGUCAUCUGCAAAGAUUUUGUUAAGACAUUAUAGGAUCUAACGAGAUGCAGAAACACACGAUUGUUUGUUGGUUUGUCUCAGUUAGUAUUCUAGAUUAAUAAAAUCUUUAUCCAAUAUUUAUAUA